Molecule: messenger RNA, 2769 nt
Organism: Rotaria socialis
Lineage: Eukaryota; Metazoa; Rotifera; Eurotatoria; Philodinida; Philodinidae
Source: the annotation of a GenBank genome assembly
AUGCCAAAAAAAAAGCAAGUUACUUUACAGAAUAGUAUUCAAGGAAAAUUUAUCCCAAGAAAUGUUCCACCACCAGGAUCAGUUUUUCCUUCGAGAGCUAAUGAUAAUCGAUUUAAUGCAAAAAUGGCUGAAUUACUUGCAUCUUCGUCAACAAUGAGUGAUGAAAACGAAGUUGUCUCAAAUAGAUCUUCUCAAGAUGAUCGAAUCUCAAAUGAAAUCCAAUCAGUUGAGUCACCACGUACUCAUUCUAAACUAUUUCAUAGACGUAUAGCUACUAUGCUUGAAACAAUUAGAAAAUCUAAUGAUGAUUCUUCGAAAGUACGAAUAACAUCCUCGCAUACUGAAUAUAAAUCGCAAUCAAUUACAUUUGGUCAAUUACGACAAGCAACAAUAUCGUCUGUACCUGAACAAGUGCUAGAAGAUAAAUCAAGUUCUUAUCAAAUAAAAAAAGAUAAUGAAGAAAAAUAUGAUAAAACAUUAAUAUCGUUUGUAAAACAAAAUAAUGCAAAUUCAAAUGCAACAACAUCAAAAGGUUCUACAAAACAUCAAACACAUAGAGAACGAUUAUAUUAUUCAUCAUCGCUUGAACAACUACUUGAACAACAGAAUGUUACUGGAGAAAUGAAAACCGAUGAGAAAGAAAUAGAAAAACCAUCAUUAACUGUUGAUGAAAUUCUUGCUCUGCAUUAUUCGAAAGUCAAAUUAUCAAGAAAUACAGAAACUGAUUCGCCAUCUUCUGUUUAUCCUAAUAAAACUGUUGCAAGUUUUUACAUGAGUUCUUCUGUGCCAAAAUGGAAUUCUUUCCAAACUAAUCAAGAUAAUCCUUCUCCACAAUUGAUGUUAAAUGAGCAAAACAGAACACGACCACCCCCACCUUCCUAUUCAUCCAGUAUAACUUAUGGUCAUCGAACAACUUCAUUAGUAACUAAUCCAGUUCAACAUCAUAUUCAUCCAUCUGUUCCGUCAUCCAAGGUUGAAAAUGUUUAUUCUGGAACAUCAACAUCUCCACAUCUAUUAACAGGGAAUUCAUCUUUCGUGCUUUCAAAUUCUACUUCUUCGUUCACUUCAACUAUGAAUAAUUCAAUAAGUAAUAAUUUUAUUCGACCACCACCUCCACGUUAUCAAUCACCAACGCCAAAUGCAGAAUCUUCACAAUUAGCAUCUAGUCAACAACCAAAUAUUGUCAAUAGUGUGGAUGAUGAUAAUAAUAAUAAUAAUACUAAACCGUCAAUAGGCUUUGAUCAUGAAUUUUCACGUUUACUUUAUGGUAAAGAUGCUGAAAAAAAUCGACGUCAAAAACAAAAACGUAAAGCUUUCAGUGAGCCUGUCAAAAAAUGUGUUGAAGAAGCUAAUCGAUCUAAUGAGCAAACUCGUCGUCGAGUAACGUCUUAUUUAAAUAAAUCUAAUACAGUUAAAGAAGAGGAAGACGAAGACGACGAAGAAGAAGAAAAUGAUUAUGGAAUAGAAACUACGAAAUUGAAUAAUCAGAAACAAGAAUUAAAUUUUCCUCUACGAAGAAGAUCUCAGCGACAGUCUAAUUUCAUCAGAAGAAAUCGUGAAUCAGCCAAAGCAGCUCUUGUGCCAGCAAAUCCGUCAUUAAAGCAACGAGUUCCAUCAUUUUUACGUGUUUAUUCUCAAGCAUCAUCAUCCAACGAUAUUCUUCUUCAAUGGGAGUUGUUUAAUUUUUCUGAACUUGACACAUUUUAUACGAUGAUGAGUAGAUUAUAUAAAAAUGAAAAUUUAGCUCGAGUACAACUUUAUGAAAUUUAUCGAACAGCGUUACUUUCAGUGCUUGCAUCAAAGAAAUCUCUAAGCAGUGAUAAUCAAACUAUUGCUAUCACGACAGCUUUAUAUAAAAACAAAAUGAAUCUUGUUGAGAAACUUUUAAGUGAAAACUCUCAUGUUCAUAUUCGUGAUGAUAAACGUGCUGCUGUAGAGCAAACAGUUCGUUCAUUAAUUAGUGAAGGACGACAAAUGUUACACGUGGUGGCAGAUUUUGACUUUACAUUAACGAUGUACGAAAAAAACGGAGUCAUUUUACCAUCAACCUUCGGCGUUAUUGAAUCGAAUGAUCAAAUAUCACUACCCGAUGGUUCAUUACUUUCUCAAAAAGCUGAAGAAUUACGAUUAAAAUAUCAUCCAAUUGAAAUAGACGUUCACAUGGAUAUAUCAGAAAAACUGCCGUACAUGAUUGAAUGGUGGCGUUCAGCACAAAGUCUAUUUGUUUUAUCAAAUCUGACUAAAUCGGUAAUGCGUAAACUUGUUCAUGAAUCAAGCAUGGAAUUGAAGGCAGGUGUUCAAGAAUUUAUGAUUGAUUUAUUGCGUAGUGAAACACCUAUUCUAAUAUUUUCAGCUGGUUUAGGUGAUAUUAUUGAAAUUUUUCUUGAAAAAGAAAUUCCUGAAUUUAGACACAAUCAUGAAUCAUCACAUAUUGUUUCAAAUUUUAUUCAAUAUGAUAAUGAUGGAAAAUUGAAAGGAUUUAGUGAAAGAUUAAUUCAUUCAUUUAAUAAAAACGAGCAUGAAAUUCAUGAUACGUCUUAUUUUCAAACAAUUCUCACCCGGCCCAAUGUUAUUCUUUUAGGUGAUACACUUGGCGAUGUUGGAAUGAUUGGCGGAAUGAAAAAUUUAAAACAAAUACUUAGAAUUGGCUAUUUAAAUCAGAGUACACCAGCAAAAUUAGAAGUUUAUAAAAAUGUUUAUGAUAUAGUCAUAUGUGAUAAUCAAACCUUUGAUGUUCCUAAUGUCAUAUUAAAAGCAAUUGAAAAAUGA